UUUGAAUGCCGUCAACUCAAUCUUCUGCUUCGUCCCCUUCACCCCUAUCAGCAAUGCCUCCGAUGCAUAACGACAACGUCAUGGACCGGAGUAGCCUGCAGCCGGUCACUAAAGGGAUCCGUACCCUGGUUCCCGGCUUUUAUGUCCCAACAAUUUGCUUCUUUGAUCCCGACACAGAAGAUGUUGACCUCUCUAUCACUUCGGAUCACGCUGUAAGGCUGGCUCAGGCUGGCGUGACGGGCAUCACCGUCCACGGCUCCAACGGAGAGGCCAUACAUCUGUCCUCCGAGGAGCGCAACUUGGUCACAGAACAUACCCGACAGGCUCUAGACAACGCGGGCUACGCUAGCAUGCCACUAAUGGUUGGCUGCAGUGCGCAGUCGACGCGCGAAACCAUUCAGCUAUGUUGUGAUGCGUAUGCAAGCGGGGGAGACUUUGCCCUUGUACUCGCUCCCUCGUAUUACCGGGGCUUGUUCGCUGCGGAUACGAUUAUGCAAUUCUUCACAGAUGUAGCUGACGCUUCACCCGUCCCGAUCGUGAUAUACAACUAUCCCGUUGCCGCUUCAGGGCUUGACCUGGAUUCAGACACCAUCACCGCCCUGAGCAAGCAUCCCAACAUCGUGGGAUGCAAGUUCACAUGUGGAAACACCGGAAAGCUCAACCGGGUUGUUACAGCUCAGCGAGCAGCGCACCAGGGGACGAAACUGGCAAGUAUCAGCAAUGGCAAUGGCAAGGCUAGCAGCAGCGCAUUCCUCUGCUUUGGAGGUUCUGGCGACUUUACGCUCCAGACCCUGAUCGGUGGGGGGUCCGGAAUUAUCGGAGGCAUCGCAAACCUGGCUCCCAAGACAUGCAUGCUGCUUUUGAGCCUGUACGCAGAGGGCAAGAUGGAAGAGGCCCGUGAGGUGCAGGAUGUUCUGUCUAGAGGCGACUGGGCUGCCAUCAAGAGCGGUGUGGUCGGUAUAAAGUCAGCCAUGCAGUCGCACUUUGGAUAUGGAGGGUAUGCAAGGAGGCCACUUCCACGGCCAUCAAUAGAAGCCCGGGACUCGUAUACGAUGCAAUUCAAGGAACUAGUUGACUUUGAGAAGGCGUUGUAG
Microsporum canis CBS 113480 is the source of this 1094-nucleotide messenger RNA. RefSeq names its product dihydrodipicolinate synthase. Gene Ontology annotation, molecular function: 4-hydroxy-tetrahydrodipicolinate synthase activity. Lineage: Eukaryota; Fungi; Ascomycota; Eurotiomycetes; Onygenales; Arthrodermataceae. The record is from RefSeq and is a predicted model, not a curated record. The transcript has a single exon. Bases 54 to 1094 code for a protein of 346 amino acids.